Messenger RNA from Fraxinus pennsylvanica, 537 nucleotides. Lineage: Eukaryota; Viridiplantae; Streptophyta; Magnoliopsida; Lamiales; Oleaceae. The record is from the annotation of a GenBank genome assembly.
AUGGUGACAUACAGGAUUCAUCAGUACCAAGUGGUGGGGAGAGCUCUGCCGACGGAAACCGAGGAGCACCCGAAGAUCUACCGUAUGAAGCUCUGGGCCACCAAUGAAGUCCGUGCUAAGUCUAAGUUCUGGUAUUUUUUGAGGAAGCUUAAGAAGGUAAAGAAGAGUAACGGUCAGAUGCUCGCUAUCAAUGAGAUUUUUGAGAAGAACCCGACAACCAUCAAGAACUAUGGCAUUUGGUUGCGAUACCAAAGCAGAACUGGGUAUCAUAACAUGUACAAGGAGUACCGUGAUACCACUCUGAAUGGUGCUGUUGAGCAGAUGUACACUGAGAUGGCUUCUCGUCACAGGGUCCGUUCUCACUGUAUUCAAAUUAUUAAGACCGCCACUAUACCCGCAAAGCUUUGCAAGAGGGAGAGUACGAAACAAUUCCAUAACUCCAAGAUCAAGUUCCCCCUAGUGUUCAGGAAGGUGAGACCACCAAGCAGGAAGCUCAAGACAACCUACAAAGCAUCUCGACCCAACUUGUUUAUGUAA